This is a messenger RNA of Cydia pomonella (codling moth), 2431 nucleotides long. RefSeq names its product gastrula zinc finger protein XlCGF57.1-like. The transcript is spliced from 4 exons. Lineage: Eukaryota; Metazoa; Arthropoda; Insecta; Lepidoptera; Tortricidae. Gene Ontology annotation, cellular component: nucleus. The record is from RefSeq and is a predicted model, not a curated record. Gene Ontology annotation, molecular function: RNA polymerase II transcription regulatory region sequence-specific DNA binding; DNA-binding transcription factor activity, RNA polymerase II-specific. Bases 335 to 1885 code for a protein of 516 amino acids. Gene Ontology annotation, biological process: regulation of transcription by RNA polymerase II.
AAGUGGUUCGCGGUAGGCCCUCAGGAUCCUACAUUUAUGCGUUUGUCUGUGGACAUUGGACAAUCGUCAACAUUUUGAGGUUGUAAUUGAUUGUUUGCAAUUUAAUUUGUUUUCAGUGUAGAAAAUUACACGUUAAUUUCGAUUUGAAUCGUAGUUGCUUAGCAGUUUUUUGCCAAGUAAUUAAACAGAUAUCCACUUUCGUUGAUCGCGUGGGCCGAGCUGUAGCGAGAAAGAAAUAUCGCAUUUACGAUAUUUUUGUAUGAUAUAGGAGGCAAACGAGCAGACAGAUCGCCUAAUGGUGGUUACUGUUACCGGCUUGUGAGCACACAACAACAUGCCUCUAGAGACAGCGUGUGUUAAGGCAGAGGCAGUGUAUGUGAAGACAGAACUUGUAGAGGUGUGUGUGAAAGUGGAGCCUGAAGAGGUGUGUGUUAAGACAGACCCUGGAGAGAUGUGUGUUACAACAGAGCCUGGGGAGGUGUGUGUAAUGAUAGAACCUGGAGAGGUGUGUGUAAAGACAGAACCUGGAGAGUUGUGUGUGAAGGUGAAGUCUGGAGAGAUGUGUCUGAAGACGGAGCAGGAAGGGACAGACAGUGCGGGCUCGUGCAGAGUGGGCGCGGCGUCUGCGCGGGCCGGACUGUAUACCAACCAUGAUGUCAAGAACGAGCUCAUGGUGGACCCCGAGGAGUGGCACCACCCUCAGGUGCUUCCACUACAAGUGUGUUCGGACGGCGCCGCCCGCGCCAGGGAACAGCUCGAUGCAGCAUGUUCCGUGGUGCGCGAGUGCCUCCCCGGCGACGCGACUGUUCACAGUAGAAACAAACUAUCUGGCUGUGAAUACUGCGGCAUGCGUUACAGAAAUAAGACUAUUUUAAAGAAACACAUACAAGACACACACUUACCGACCGGGUCUUCACUUACUUUUACCGAAGACACAUUUUCUUGUGGUUUUUGCAGUUCGACGUUUCAGACUAAAUUGCGUGUGUUAGAGCACGAAAAAAGCGAACAUGAUGUUACAAAUUUUAUGUGUGAUGUAUGUGAGUAUACAACUAGGUCCAAGAGAAGUUUACAGACACAUCUAAAGCGUCAUUCUGUGGACGUUUUUAACUGUAGUCACUGUAGUUACACUAGUCUGUUUAAAAAUUAUUUACACAAACACCAAGCGAUGCACCGAAACAAUUUUAGGUGUGCCGAAUGUGAUUUCAAAUGCAGUUUUAAACUAGAACUGCGACGUCACCAGAAGACACACAAAAGAAUACAUCGUAAGAUACAAAGGGGAGAGAAACUCUUACAUCAAUGUGGUUACUGUGAUUACAAAGCUAGUAGAAAAUAUCAUUUACAAAACCACAUAAAGAUACACACUGGCGAGAAACCUUUCACAUGUAGCUACUGCGAUUACAAAUGCAUUCAGAAUGCAAGCCUACAGAAACACCUGAUGAUACAUACCGGGGCGAAGCCAUUUAAGUGUAGCGAUUGCGAAUACAGGUGCAGACAGAAAGCAAACUUGCUGUAUCACCAGAGGAUACACACCGGAGAGAAACCGUACACAUGUAAUCAAUGCGACUACAAGUACAGUGAUCUGUCAAGCUUACGCAGACACGAAAUGACACAUACUAGUCAGAAGCCCUUUCAGUGUAACCACUGUGAUUACAAAUGCAUUCGGAAAUCAACUUUAAAAACACACCUGAUGAUACACACUGGGGCGAAACCAUUUAAAUGUAGCAAUUGCGAAUACAAGAGCAAUAGGAAAGAAAACUUGCUAAAACAUCAGGUGAUACAUACUGAGGCGAAGCCUUUUAUUUGUACCCACUGCGACUACAGGAGUGCAUAUAAAUAUGAUUUACAAAGACAUCUAAGAAAGAAACAUUCCGGUGAAAAAUCCUGAAAUUAUUACCCAAACAUAUGUCGGGUGCGGGCUUUGUGAUGUACGUGUCGUGGUUCCUUUGCACGGCACAAUGUGUCCCCGACGGCGCGGGGCGCGCGGGGGAGGGGAGGGGGGGGGGAGAGGCUGCUUAAAACUACUACCGUAAAACCACCCAACUAUAGUCCAAUACUGCAACUAUGGUCCACAAGUUCAAAAGGAAAUUAAGUAUAUAUACCAAUGUUCCUUGUGGUUUACUCCUAGUUUUACCUUCCAUUUAUAAACAUACUUUGCCUUAGAACUACAAAAAUAUAGUAAAAUACACACAUGAACGACAAAAAUUGAGUUUAUUUGUGGACCAUAGUUGGGUGGUUUUACGGUACUUAAAAUAUAUGAAAACCUAUAACCUGUUAGCAUAUGUGUCAACACUCAAUACAUACGUUUUUUUUAUUCUGUUUAUUUAUUUUUUCACGGGUUAAAAAACCAAUACCAGUUUUGAAUUUUUGACACUACACCAUACAUCUUUGAAUGAAUAAAAACUCACAUGAAAUAAAACGUUGAUGAUGUUAA